AUGGACUUGGGCAUUUGCCUAUCAGGGCACCCGCCCCCACUGGCAGCUUCCCGGCCGCGCGCGUGCGGCUUCGGUGCGGGAGGGGGGCCAUCGCCCGGCCAGGCAGCGGCCCUGGGCGCGGCAUGCGCCCUUUGUGGGCGGUUGGGAGGUGCCAGAGCACGGGGUGCGGCGCCAUGGCGCGCUUCGGGCUCAAGGACUCUCCGAGCACGUCGGAGCGCGAAGGCCGACAAGGAUCCCUUGCGUGAUGUGGAGGUGGAGCCCGCGCCGGGCCAUCAGCACACCUGCACCAUGAUCUACCUCCACGGCUACUGCCGGGCCGGCUCGGAGUACCUGCCGAAGGGCCAGCUGUGCUUCUGCAUGCCGUGGGCGCCGGGCGGCGACCGAGCACGAGGACUCAGGGCGGUGUUGCCCACAGCUCCCGAGAUGCUUCAGCCGUGGGGUGAAGAAGCAACCUCCUGGUAUGGCUACGAAUCGCCAAACCACAAUCGGGUGGGCGAUCCGAAGUCGCUACAGGACACGCGUGCGCGCCUUGAUGGCCUCGUGCGACGUGAGGUCAAGCGAGUGGGAGGUGGCCGGCGUGUCUUCUUGGGUGGUGCCUCACAAGGCUGCACGAUGGCCCUGGACAUCUACCUCAGGCUCGCUUCGGAGCUGAAGCUGGGCGGCUUUGUGGGGAGCAUCGGUUUCAUGCCCACGGACUCGAAAGGAUUCUCCGGCUCCAACCAGGCACUGCGGAAGCUGUUGAAGGAUGAGCGACAGGCGCAGCGGCCCGUGUGGCUGCAGUGCGCCAUGGACGACUACGAGGCGGUUCCCUGGAGGAGCGUCGUUGAGCCCUCGCUUCGACAUGCUGGAAGGCUUCCUGGCCUCCUUCUCCGGCAAGUGGUGGGCCGAGGGCAUGGCAUUGAGGAGUGGGAGGCGCACAUCGUCAACGACCUCCUCCGCCAAUAUGCCCCCUAUGCGUACGCGGAAAAAAGAGUGUUCGCCUUCACAGCUGCCCCACUGUGCGGAAGCUGCCCGACGGCCCAGCUCUCCGCUCUCAAGUGGCCUCCCUGGCGUCUCUGGAUGGACUGGCAGAUUACCUGCUGGUGCGCCCUCAGCAACCUCACCACAGAUCCGCUGAGCCCUCCAAACGCCCCUCAACAGGACACCUUUGCACAGGGCGCGGCGCGCCCGCAGCCGGAGAGCUUGGCAAGGCUCGGCUGGGCCCCCGCUGCGGCCGCGCUGCUUGGGCCCUCCAGCGACGGAGGUGCCUUCGAGCUCGGCGGCGGCUCGGGAGCUGGCUUCCAGGUCAUUUGCGAGGACCGUGGCAUCGCCACGCUUGGCGGAGGCGGGGGCGGCGGGGCCUUUGGCUGGAUGAAGCCGGCCGAGUCAUCCGGGGAAGGUGCGCGCCCUGUGGCCGAGAACGAAACGGUGGGAGGCGGAGCAGGUGGCGGCAUGCAGAUCUUUUUCCCGGCCAACGUGACUGGGCGGCCUUGGGAGGCCGAUCACUGGAUCUCCUGGGGCUCCGGUGGAGGGCAUGGCUGCGGUUCGUGCAAAGCUGGCGACACCUUUUGCGAGGAGUCACCGCUGCGGAUCACCUGCGGGGCAAAGAUGGACGACAAUGGUGCCGUGGGCCGCGUCGCCGGCCAGCAGGCCUGCAGUGAGGAAUUGGCGUGA
Molecule: messenger RNA, 1653 nt
Organism: Symbiodinium natans
Lineage: Eukaryota; Dinophyceae; Suessiales; Symbiodiniaceae
Source: the annotation of a GenBank genome assembly